GGAAUCAUUGAGUUGGAAGCCCUGGCCAAACCCCCCCUCCAUCGCCCCAUUCCCUCCCCAGCUCUCCACGUCGGAUUCCAGGAGUUGCAGAGGGAGCUGCCUGGAGCUGAGGACCUGGACGGGGCGGCGCGGGCGCUGAUGCGGCUGCAGGACGUCUACGCGCUCAGCGUCAAGGGCAUGGCCAACGGCCUCUUCCAGCCCGCCAGCACUGACCGCCCACCCCUCUACAGCCCUGGUCGGCGUGUCUCACUCUCGGCCGAUGACUGCUUCCACGUGGGCAAGGUGGCCUAUGACACAGGUGACUUCUACCACUCCAUCGCGUGGCUGGAAGAGGCCGUCAGCCGCUUUCGCCUCUCCUAUGGCAGCUGGAACCCAGAGGAGGAGCGGGGCAGCCUGGAGGAUGCGCUGGACUACCUGGCUUUCUCCUACUUCAUGGCUGGAAACAUCUCCCAUGCGUUGACUCUCUCCAGGGAGUUUCUCCACUAUGAUCCCAGCAACCAGAGAGUAACAACGAAUGUGGCCAAGUAUGAGAAGCUGCUGGCAACACAUGGGGACCGUGUGGGGAGACCCCUGCAGCGCCCCAACGUCACCCAGCUGCAGAACCGGGACGCCUACGAGGAGCUGUGCCAGGGCCUGGGGGCACAGAUGGCCCCGGAGCAGCCCUCACACCUUGGCUGCUCCUACGAGACCAACGGCAGCCCCUACCUCCUGCUGCAGCCUGCCAAGAAGGAAACGCUGCGGCUCCAGCCCUACAUUGUGCUGUACCACGACUUCGUCAGCGAUGCCGAGGCUGAGAUCAUUAAGGGACUGGCAGGGCCCUGGCUGCAGAGAUCCGUGGUCGCCUCUGGAGAGAAGCAGCAGAAAGUGGAGUAUCGGAUAAGCAAGAGUGCCUGGCUGAAGGACACAGCUGACCCAGUGGUGCGGGCACUGGAGCUGCGCAUGGCGGCCAUCACCGGCCUGGACCUGCGGCCACCCUACGCUGAGUACCUGCAGGUGGUCAACUACGGGCUGGGCGGCCACUACGAGCCCCACUUCGACCACGCCACGGUCAGGAGAUCCAGGAAGAGCCCCCUUUACAGAAUGAAGUCGGGCAACAGGAUCGCCACGGUCAUGAUCUACCUGAGUGCAGUGGAGGCAGGUGGCUCCACUGCCUUCAUCUAUGCCAACUUCAGCGUGCCAGUGGUUAAGAACGCAGCCUUGUUCUGGUGGAACCUGCGAAGGAAUGGUGACGGUGACGGGGACACCCUACACGCUGGAUGCCCCGUGCUGGCUGGGGACAAGUGGGUGGCAAACAAGUGGAUCCAUGAGUACGGGCAGGAGUUUCGGCGGCCGUGCAGCCGGGAUCCCCGGGACUGAGCGACCAGCUGGGCUCAAGGAUGCAGCUCCUGACCUGGAUGCUGUCGUUGUCACCACGGCAGUGAAAAGCCUCCCCAGCACAGCGCAGCUCCACUGGGCUUCAUCCAUGAGGAGAAGAGGGUGCUGCAGGGGGAGGAGGUGCUUUGUUGAGCUGUGGCUUCCCUCCGGGAAAUCUGUUGAAAAUAAAAUCCAAGGAGACUCAA
This is a messenger RNA of Lagopus leucura (white-tailed ptarmigan), 1559 nucleotides long. RefSeq names its product prolyl 4-hydroxylase subunit alpha 3 (gene P4HA3). The transcript has 11 exons. Gene Ontology annotation, molecular function: protein binding; L-ascorbic acid binding; procollagen-proline 4-dioxygenase activity. Bases 139 to 1356 code for a protein of 405 amino acids. Gene Ontology annotation, biological process: peptidyl-proline hydroxylation to 4-hydroxy-L-proline. NCBI's taxonomy places the organism in Eukaryota, Metazoa, Chordata, Aves, Galliformes, Phasianidae. The record is from RefSeq and is a predicted model, not a curated record. Gene Ontology annotation, cellular component: endoplasmic reticulum.